This is a messenger RNA of Magallana angulata, 1221 nucleotides long. Its product is annotated as RNA 3'-terminal phosphate cyclase-like protein. Lineage: Eukaryota; Metazoa; Mollusca; Bivalvia; Ostreida; Ostreidae. Bases 54 to 1187 code for a protein of 377 amino acids. The transcript has 9 exons. Gene Ontology annotation, biological process: ribosome biogenesis; endonucleolytic cleavage of tricistronic rRNA transcript (SSU-rRNA, 5.8S rRNA, LSU-rRNA). The record is from RefSeq and is a predicted model, not a curated record. Gene Ontology annotation, molecular function: RNA endonuclease activity. Gene Ontology annotation, cellular component: nucleolus.
UUCACGCUGAUGAAUAACAUUGACACCCACGUGUUUGUCAAAACAAAAUCACAAUGAGUGGGGGAAAUAUUAUGAGUUUUGAAGGCUGUAAUUACUUCAGGCAGAGAUUAAUAUUGUCUACUUUAAGUGGAAAAACAGUGAGGAUUAAGAAAAUUAGAUCGAAGGAAGAUGACCCGGGUUUGAAAGAUUUUGAAGCUAGCUUUAUCCGCCUCCUAGACAAAUUAACAAAUGGAUCUAAUAUUGUUGUAAAUGAAACAGGAACAAGUAUAUUAUACCAGCCUGGUUUACUUGUGGGUGGUAAAAUUGAGCAUGAGUGUAACACACAGCGCAGCAUCGGGUACUAUCUGGAGGGACUCACCUGCCUGGCUCCGUUUACAAAGAAACCCAUUCAUGCUGUAUUGAAAGGCGUCACUAAUGACCAGAUUGAUCCAUCAGUUGACAUGAUUAAGCUGUCUACAUUUCCAGUACUCAAGCGAUUUCUUGGCACAGAUGAAGGUUUAGAACUAAAGAUAGUCAGGAGAGGAGCUGCUCCAGAGGGGGGUGGGGAGGUCACUUUCAGCUGUCCUUGUCGACAGAAACUCAGACCACUGCAGUUCACAGAUCCAGGGAAAAUCAAGAGAAUUAGGGGUGUAGCAUGGGCUGUGAGAGUGGCACCAGUUGUGACAAAUCGAAUAGUGGAUUCUGCCAGAAGUGUACUCAAUAAGUUUAUUCCUGAUAUUUAUAUUUACACAGAUCAUUACAAAGGAAGCCAGUCAGGGAAAUCUCCUGGCUUUGGACUAACUUUAGUGGCAGAGACAAUUAAUGGAGCUUUUUUGUGUGCAGAAAACUCAUCCAAUCCAAAAGGAUCAGACAAAGGUCCCUCAGUGCCUGAGGAUAUUGGGAAGGAAACUGCAAAACUCCUGCUGGAGGAAAUUUAUAAGGGAGGAUGUGUAGAUUCGACCAAUCAGAGCAUGACAGCAUUAUUUAUGAUCCUUGGUCAACAAGAUGUCUCCAAAGUUCAAACAGGCCCCCUCACACCUUACACGAUCCAGUUUUUAAGGCAUGUCUACAGUUUCUUUGAUGUAAUGUUCAAGAUUGAACCUCAGCAGGUGUCUGAGGAGGAUGAGGAUCUGAGGACCGGCGGAGAGAAACUCAUAUUGACUUGUGUCGGAGUGGGCUACUCCAAUAUCAGCAAAGCUGUUAGUUGAUGUUGUCUUUCAUAGAAUAAAUGUUUUCAUUGUU